Molecule: messenger RNA, 1545 nt
Organism: Mugil cephalus (flathead mullet)
Lineage: Eukaryota; Metazoa; Chordata; Actinopteri; Mugiliformes; Mugilidae
Gene: pdcd6
Product: programmed cell death 6
Exons: 6
Coding region: 164-721 (185 amino acids)
Molecular function (GO): calcium ion binding
Source: RefSeq, a predicted model, not a curated record
AGGAGUCCGGCGGCAGUACUAGCGUGGAACGUCAGGGCUGGUGGAGUCUGACUGAAGCUCGUGAGGUGAGAGAGGACGGAGCGACUAACAGGAGGAGGAGGAACUACGAGCUGCACUCGGACCAUUUUAGACGUCCUCUGUAAAAAGAUAAAAUAAAAUAAUAAUGGCGUACCACAGCCCCUACAGAGCUCCCCCGCAUAUCAACGCUCCCCCGGACCAGAGCUUCUUGUGGAAUAUCUUCCAGAGGGUCGACAAGGACCGUAGUGGAGUGAUAUCAGACUCGGAGCUUCAGCAGGCCUUAUCGAAUGGCACAUGGACUCCCUUUAACCCGGUGACGGUCCGGUCCAUCAUAUCCAUGUUUGACAGGGAAAAUAAGGGCGGGGUGAACUUCAACGAGUUUGCCGGCGUUUGGAAGUACAUCACAGACUGGCAGAACAUCUUCCGGACCUACGACAGGGACAACUCCGGCUUCAUUGAUAAGAAUGAGCUCAAGCAGGCGCUGACUGGAUUCGGCUACCGUCUAUCAGAUCAGUUCUACGGCACUCUGAUAGACAAGUUUGACCGCCAGAGGAAGGGACAGGUGGCCUUCGAUGACUUCAUCCAGUGCUGUAUUGUACUACAGAGGUUGACUGAUGUUUUCAGGCGGUACGAUACAGACCAGGAUGGCUGGAUCCAGGUUUCUUAUGAACAGUAUCUUUCCAUGGUCUUCAAUAUAGUAUAACGCACACGGAUCACCACAGAAGAGCACACAACUGGACACGACUGUGCCAAAGCUAUCGGCACCUCCCGGAUAUCUGCCAUGGUGGACACUACAAGAUUUUUUUUUUUCAAUCCCAAUUUUUAGCCCUAGUUGGGCUAUGUCACUUAAAUUAAAAAAAAAAAAAAAUGAAUCUAAAGAAAACUUAGAGGAACCUUAAGGUUUUUGAGGUUGUAAUAUCCUCCAGAUGAUUGUCGUUUAUCUGGAUGUACUACUCCCAGUACUUGACGUAUUUAAGAAAAGAAAAUCUUGUAGUGUUUUGUUAGUUGACCAGUCUGAACAAUGUCUGUGUUAAGGACAAUGGGUCGGGGGUAUUAUGGACACAUCCGUCUUUCUGUCAGUCAAUCUGUCUGUUAAUGGAUAUUUUUAAUGUCUUAACUUUAAUUGAUUUAAAAGAAGAUGUCUGUUGAGAGUAAAAUGAUGCAUUGUAAAUAUGAUUUCAAAUGCAUUGCAUGCUUUUCAGGGAUAUUUAGCCCCCAACGUCGAAGCAUGCUUUUCCUUUCUCUUGUCUUUUCCUCAGCCCUAUUUUGCUCAAAGCCAUGUUUACAAAAACUGUGAAAGCAGGUAAUGCUCUGCUUUGGGGUUCACUGACAUGCCAGCUUACAUGCCAUAUUUGUACAAACUUAUUUUUAACAGCAAAUCUUCAAAGGUUAGAACAUCUAAUUUUUUGGUAGAGGGUAAAGCAUAACGCCUUUAGUAUGGCUUAUUUUUUGUGCAUGAUGCCUUAAGAUGUGUAUAAAAAAAACACAAAGGAAAUCUUUUAUUAAAAAAAAAAUGAAUGAAUAAAA